AUGUCAUUCUCCAUCUUCAAACUUUGUCUAUCAUCAUUCAUUCUAUGCACUUUCUUUCAAGAAUACACCCAUGCCCUUAGAAAGACAUAUAUUGUAUACUUGGGAGGACAUUCUCAUGGUCCAAGUCCUUCACUUGGUGAUCUUGAGUCAGCCACAAAUUCCCAUUAUGAUUUACUGGCUUCAGUCAUAGGAAGCCAUAAGAAGGCAAAGGAAGCAGUGAUGUACUCGUACAAUAAGCACAUAAAUGGCUUUGCUGCACUACUUGAAGAGGAAGAGGCCUCAGAGAUUGCAAAAAAUCCAAAUGUAGUUUCUUGUUUCUUGAGCAAAGAGUAUAAAUUACACACUACCAGAUCAUGGGAUUUUCUUGGACUGGAAAAGUAUGGAGGUAUUCCUGCAGAUUCCGCUUGGUGGAAGGGAAAAUUUGGCGAAAAUACAAUCAUUGCUAAUUUAGAUUCAGGCGUUUGGCCCGAGCACCCCAGUUUCAUCGACAACGAUUACGGACCCGUGCCAUCAAAGUGGCGUGGGAACGGAACUUGCGAGAUUGACCAUUUUACACGUUCAAAGAAAACAUUCUGUAACAGGAAGUUGAUUGGAGCAAGAAUCUUUAGCGAAAAUUAUGAGGCACAAUUUGGCAAACUUGAUCCAUUAAAACGCACUGCACGUGACUUUGUUGGCCAUGGUACACAUACAUUGUCAAUUGCUGGUGGUGAUUUUGCUCCUGGUGCAACUAUCUUUGGUAAUGGCAAUGGCACCGCAAAGGGUGGGUCCCCAAGAGCUCGUGUGGCAUCCUACAAAGUGUGUUGGUCUACAAAUGAUGCUGGUAGCUGCCAUGAAGCAGACAUUCUACAAGCAUUUGAUCAUGCCAUACAUGAUGGUGUUGAUGUUAUCUCUGCCUCUGUGGGAGGCUCUAAUCCUUACAUUGAAGCUUUCUUCACUGAUGGCAUUUCCAUUGGGGCAUUCCAUGCAGUUGCUAGAAAUGUAGUUGUAGUUUGCUCUGCUGGCAAUGAUGGACCAGCACCUAGAACUGUAACAAAUGUGGCACCAUGGUCCUUCACAGUUGCUGCUAGUACAAUAGACAGAGAUUUUAUCACCAACAUUUCUCUUGGUAACAAACGUUACCUUAAGGGAGCCAGUCUUAACAGAGGCUUACCAUCACAGAAAUUUUAUCAAUUGAUUCAUUCUGUCAAUGCUAGACUCCCUAAUGCCACAAGUCAAGAUGCCCGGCUUUGCAAGCCUGGAACACUUGAUUCUACCAAAAUAAAGGGAAACAUAUUAAUCUGCAUUCGACGCGAUAAAACAACCUCAGUUGCUCAGGGAUAUGAAGCUGCUCGUGCUGGUGCAGCGGGAGUGUUUGUGGUCAAUGAUGAGCAAGGUGGUAAUACACUUCUAGCUGAGCCUCAUCCUAUACCAGGCGCAAGUGUGGAUUCCAAUCAGGAUGAGAAUAUUGAUGAACGUGAAUGGUUUGGAAAAGGAGGGUCCGAUAGAAACAAUAGCAGGAGACUUGCUGCUUACAUGACUGUAGCAACAACACAUUUAGGAAUAAAGCCAGCUCCAAUUAUGGCUGGAUUCUCAUCCAGAGGUCCCAAUGCAGUGCAACCAUUGAUACUCAAGCCUGACAUAACUGCUCCUGGUGUUAACAUACUUGCUGCUUAUUCACUAGCCACAAGUCCCUCUAAUCUACCAUCAGAUACACGCCGAGUUCCUUUCAAUGUGCAACAAGGAACUUCUAUGUCAUGCCCUCAUGUUGCUGGCAUUGCAGGUCUUAUCAAAACUCUUCAUCCUGAUUGGAGUCCAGCAGCUAUUAAAUCAGCCAUUAUGACUACUGCUACCACACUAGAUAGCAACAACCUACCAAUUCGGGACGCCUUUGAUCAGAUAGCAACUCCAUUUGACUAUGGCUCUGGACAUAUUCAGCCUAACAUUGCAAUGGACCCUGGACUUGUUUAUGACAUGAAAAUAAGUGAUUACUUGGACUUCAUAUGUGCUCAUGAUCAUAACCAAUAUUUAAUGAAGCUCUUUAAUCACGGCUCUUACACUUGUCCAAAGUCUUACAACAUUGAAAAUCUUAACUAUCCUUCAAUCACAGUAACUAAUCGUGGGAUGAACCCUAUAAAUGUUACUCGUACAGUAACCAAUGUUGGGGCUCCAAGCACAUAUGUUGUGAAUGCUACCGUACUUGAAGGAUUUAAGGUUAUUGUUCAACCAAGCUCGUUAACUUUUAAGACAAUUGGAGAAAAGAUGAGCUUUCGGGUUAUUCUCCACCCAACAAGUGUGCCUAGUCAUGGUUUUCCAGUAUUUGGGAAUAUGUCUUGGACAGAUGGCAAGCACAGAGUAACCAGUCCUAUUAUAGUGCUGUAA
Abrus precatorius (Indian licorice) is the source of this 2358-nucleotide messenger RNA. Its product is annotated as subtilisin-like protease Glyma18g48580. The transcript is spliced from 11 exons. The coding region runs from base 1 to 2358 and encodes 785 amino acids. Gene Ontology annotation, biological process: proteolysis. Gene Ontology annotation, molecular function: serine-type endopeptidase activity. The record is from RefSeq and is a predicted model, not a curated record. Lineage: Eukaryota; Viridiplantae; Streptophyta; Magnoliopsida; Fabales; Fabaceae.